Molecule: messenger RNA, 6196 nt
Organism: Epinephelus lanceolatus (giant grouper)
Lineage: Eukaryota; Metazoa; Chordata; Actinopteri; Perciformes; Serranidae
Gene: hecw1a
Product: HECT, C2 and WW domain containing E3 ubiquitin protein ligase 1a
Biological process (GO): regulation of dendrite morphogenesis; ubiquitin-dependent protein catabolic process; protein ubiquitination
Cellular component (GO): cytoplasm
Molecular function (GO): protein binding; ubiquitin protein ligase activity
Source: RefSeq, a predicted model, not a curated record
GAUGUGACUACAGCCUCUCUGUCGCGUGCCUCAUCGGCCCUUUAAUCGGUCCGCCGUUUGUUUGUGUCCCUCCUGCCUUUUACCGUCGAAAUGGAGCUCGGUGGAAAUUAGCAGGCGUGUACCCCUUCGAGUCCUCACCCUUCCCGUUGGAGAAUGAUCCACCGGCAGGUUAUUUUAUCCCAGGUUUUGGUCUGCUUUGGGUUGACUGGUCAUUAUGCUGAUGCAGCUCUGUAGUAUCAAGAACUUGUACCAGAAUCGGUUCCUGGGGCUGGCGGCCAUGGCCUCCCCGACCCGCAGCAGCCAGACCCGCCAGCGCUGCAAGGAUGCGGUUCGUCACAGCUACGGCCCGGACACCUACACCGUCAAUGGUCUGAACCAGGAGGCCUUCAUGCUGGGGCUGUCGCGCUCCACCAGCGACACCGAUCUGGUCUCCCCGGACGCUCGCUCCACCCUCACCAUCAGCUCCUCCCACUACACUAUAGGUCAGUCUGAAGACCUAGUGAUCACAUGGGACAUCAAGGAGGAGGUGGAUGCUGGAGACUGGAUUGGCAUGUACCUUAUUGAUGAGGCUUUGUCUGAGAACUUUCUGGACUACAAGAACCGAGGCAUCAAUGGAUCUCACAAAGGACAGAUCGUUUGGAAAAUUGACUCCAGCGCAAACUUCAGUGACUCUGAGACGCAGGUCUGCUUCAGGUACUACCACGGUGUCACCGGAGCGCUGAGGGCAACCACACCCAGCAUAACUAUAAAGAAAGGCCCUGCACCUGUAUUAAAGCCAGUGGUUAGUCCUGAAGUCAACCAUGGACUGGGCAACAGGAGACUCAUUAACUUUUCCCUGUCAGACCUCCAGGCAGUUGGUUUGAAGAAGGGGAUGUUCUUCAACCCUGACCCCUACCUGAAGCUUUCCAUCCAGCCUGGAAAGCACAGCAUCUUCCCCUCGCUGCCACACCACGGCCAGGAGAAGCGCUCCGGAGUGGUCUGCAACACAGUCAACCCACAGUGGAGCACCGAGAGGUUCAACUUCGUGUCUCUCCCCACGGACGUCCUGGAGAUCGAGGUGAAGGAUAAGUUUGCCAAGAGUCGGCCGAUCAUCAAGCGUUUCCUGGGGAAGCUCUCUGUCCCUGUCCAGAGGCUGCUGGAAAAACACGCCAUUGGGGAUCGGGUGGUGAGUUAUUCGCUGGGCCGCAGGUUGCCAACAGAUCAUGUCUGCGGCCAGCUGCAAUUUCGCUUUGAGCUGACCUCUUCUAUUCACCCAGAUGAUGAGGAGAUCUCCCUGGUCAUAGAGUCAGCCUGUCCUGAGGGGGGAAAUGCCGCAAACGACAACCAUGUUGAUGAAGACACACUAAGUGUGGGACCUGACAUGCCUGACCUCCCCCUGGAUGUCCCUCCUGACCCUGAGACCUCUGUGCCCUCAGCCUCCACAGCGGAAGCAUCCACACCUGAGGAGGUCCAUCCUGCUGAGACAGAGGAGGCUGAGGUGACACCAGAGGUGGAGCAAGAAACUGUGGAGGAGGAGAGCACAGUGAAGGAGGAGCCCCCGUCUGUGGAGCCACAGGUUGAGCAGGAGGAGGGGGCCUCGGCUGAGCAGCAGGAGGGGAGCAGUGGAGAGGUGGGAGAGGAGGGAGGAGAGGAGAGGCAGCAGGAUGAAGGAGAGGGGGAACAGAGAGCAGAGUCUGCACCACCAGCUGAGGAGGAGACAGCAGAAGAAAAGGAGGAUGGGGAGGAAACACAGCCAAAGCCAGACUCUGACAAUCCUGUAGCAGUAACAGUAAACAGUGGGGCUGCUACCAUGGAGGCCCCCACAGAGGGAGACACCACGUCCCAGGAGGCCCCUGUGGAACCAGCUGAAGGGGCCCCACAGGAGGUGACACAGGGAGAGGAAAGAAACUGCGUCCCCUGCACCUGCCCAUCCAUCUUCUCAAAUUACAACUCCCACGCUCCCUCGCGCCGCAAAAACCGCCCCUGCUCCCUUCCCGUGUCAGAGCUGGAGACGGUGAUCGCGUCGGCCUGCGGUGAACCGGAGACGCCUCGGUCCCACUACAUCCGGAUCCACCACCUCCUCCACUGCCUCCCCUCGGCCCAGCACAGAGCUCCCAGCCAGGAGGACGAGGAGGAGACAGGGGAGGGAGAGAACACAAGCACCACACAAGAUACCAACUCCACUUCACCAACGCUUAAAUCCUCGAAAGAUCAGGACGUGCAGGAGGACGAGGACGAGGAGGAUACAACCCAGUCCCCCUCUCAGGUCCCAGAGUGUCCAGGCCCCUGCUGCCGUCGCUCCCUACCCCGCAGCCUCUCCAUUGAGCGCCUCUCUGAGCUGAACCAGCUCCUGGAGGGAGAGGGAGGAGGAGGAGGACACACAGUGGUCAGGAGGAUCUCUCCGUCCUGCCUGGAGAGCGAGGAGGGGGAUUCCAGUAACGGAGGAGGGAGAAGAGUCGGCGGGAGCACCCACAGACAUCCCGGUGACAACGAGUGCGAGUUCUGCGACACCUCCUGCUACAGCACUUCCUGCUACAGCACUUCCUGUUACAGCACGUCAUGCUACAGCAACUCCGGCUACGAGGGGAGGAGCCGCUUCUGCAGCCACACACGCCUCUCCUCGGUGGACAGCAACAGGCUCUCCGGCAGCACUGUGUUCUCCUCGCAGGACGAAGAUGAAGAUGAGGAGAGCGCCUUCGAGUCGGUGCCUGACGCCGGCCACACGCCAGAGGGCCAGGAGGUGGGCGGGGCAGGAGGAGAGAGGAGGACGGGGAGAUGGAAGGAGGCCAGGAGAGGAGAGCAGGGGGAACCAGCUGUAGCGGGGCCCAGCGAUAGAAACAACAUCGGCUCAGGCUUCUCCCCUCCUGUUGGCAAUCUUCCAGUCCUGCGACCCAGCCAUGACCUAAACCAUUCUCCUGCUGCCACUGACCAAGCCUUACCUCCAAACUGGGAGGCUCGCAUCGACAGCCACGGCAGAGUUUUCUAUGUGGACCACGUCAACCGGACCACGACCUGGCAGAGACCGAACCACGGGGGCAAGUGUAACCACGGCAUCCCCCGCUCAGGAUCCACACAGCAGAUGGAACAACUCAACAGAAGGUACCAGAACAUCCAGAGGACCAUGGCCACAGAGGAGGACGGAGGGAGCCCCAGGUUGGAGCGGAGCAGCAGCACAGAGACCGAUCCUGAUUCUGCCCCGCCAGGCCCCGCCUCUCCUGUCAAUCACCAGAAGGUCAGCAAUCUCCUUCAGUCACCUGCCGUCAAGUUCAUCACACACCCAGAGUUCUUCACUGUGUUGCACAGUAACUACGCAGCCUACCGGAUGUUCACCAGCAGCAGUUGUGUGAAACACAUGAUCCUGAAGGUGCGUCGCGAUGCCAGGAACUUUGAGCGUUACCAACAUAAUCGGGACCUGGUGGUUUUCCUCAACAAGUUCACAGACACUCAGCUAGAGCUGCCGAGAGGCUGGGAGAUCAAGACCGACCCCCAGGGCAAGUCCUUCUUUGUGGACCACAACAGUCGAGCCACCACCUUCAUCGACCCUCGCAUUCCUCUGCAGAAUGGCCGGCUGCCCGGCCACCUCGCCCACAGACAACAUCUGCAGAGACUACGCAGCUACAGCGCUGGAGAGGCCUCUGAUGUGUCCAGGAGUCGGGGGGCGUCUCUGAUGGCCCGGCCUGGAAACAGCCUGGUAGCCGCCAUACGAAGCCAGCACAACAACUCACAGCUGACCGCUCCAUCGUACAAUGACAAGAUCGUGGCGUUCCUCCGACAGCCGAACAUAUUUGACAUGUUGCAGGAGCGACAGCCCAGCCUUAGCAGAAACCAUGCACUGAGGGAGAAGAUCCACUAUAUUCGGACAGAAGGAACUCAGGGGGUGGAGAAGUUGUCAUGUGAUGCAGACCUCGUCAUCCUGUUAAGCUUAUUUGAAGAGGAGAUCAUGUCUUAUGUUCCGCCUCACCCCAUCCACCCCGGCUUCAGCUUCUCUCCUCGCUGUUCCCCCGCCUCCUCACCGCAGAACUCUCCUGGCCUGCAGAGAGCCAGAGCUCCAGCUCCUUACCGCAGAGACUUUGAAGCCAAACUAAGAAACUUCUACAGGAAAUUAGAAGCCAAGGGCUACGGGCAGGGACCUGGAAAGAUCAAGUUGCUGAUCAGGAGAGAACACUUGCUGGAGGGAACCUUCAACCAGGUGAUGGCGUACUCCCGCAAAGAGCUGCAGAGGAACAAACUCUACGUCACUUUCCUGGGAGAGGAGGGAUUGGACUACAGUGGUCCAUCCAGAGAGUUCUUCUUCCUCUUGUCUCAGGAGCUGUUUAAUCCGUACUACGGCCUGUUUGAAUACUCUGCCAACGAUACAUACACCGUUCAAAUCAGCCCCAUGUCAGCGUUUGUUGAGAACCAUCUGGAAUGGUUCCGUUUCAGUGGUCGUAUCCUGGGCCUGGCUCUGAUCCAUCAGUACCUGCUGGAUGCUUUCUUCACCAGACCCUUCUACAAGGCACUGCUCAGACUGCCGACUGACCUGUCUGACCUGGAGUAUCUGGACGAGGAGUUCCACCAGUCUCUGCAGUGGAUGAAAGACAACGACAUCACUGACAUCCUGGACCUCACCUUCACCGUCAAUGAGGAGGUCUUUGGCCAGGUGACAGAGCGGGAGCUGAAGUCGGGCGGCGCCAACCUCCAGGUGACUGAGAAGAACAAGAAGGAUUAUAUCGAGCGAAUGGCCAAGUGGAGGGUGGAGAGAGGAGUGGUGCAGCAGACAGAGGCGCUGGUUAGAGGCUUCUAUGAGGUGGUCGACUCCAGGCUGGUGUCUGUGUUUGACGCGCGGGAGCUGGAGCUAGUUAUCGCUGGUACAGUUGAGAUCGACCUCAGUGACUGGAGGACCAACACUGAGUACAGAGGAGGUUACCAUGAUGGUCACAUAGUGAUGCGGUGGUUCUGGGCUGCCGUGGAGCGCUUCAACAACGAGCAGCGUCUCCGCCUGCUGCAGUUUGUCACCGGGACGUCCAGCGUGCCCUACGAAGGCUUCGCCGCACUGCGGGGAUCCAACGGACUGCGACGAUUCUGCAUCGAGAAGUGGGGCAAAGUUACAUCACUACCCAGGGCUCACACCUGUUUUAACCGUCUGGACCUGCCUCCGUACCCUUCAUACACCAUGCUGUAUGAGAAACUGCUGAUCGCGGUGGAGGAAACCAGCACGUUCGGCCUGGAGUGAGACAGACGAGACAGACAAAUCAACACUGCGUCCCUCUCCAUGUGACACUGAGUGGGUUAAAAUGCGGGGGGGAACAAAGCAGCUCCUGUGGGCUUAACUCGUCGUAAAGAUACCUGGAUUGUACUCGACAAAGUUUUUGGUCAUGUGGAUGUACGUCACUGUUACGGUACUGUGUGUUAGAGUCUCUCACCUAGCUACGAGGAUCUUUAUGACUGCACCCAGCACUUCGUACACCACAGCAGGACUAUGGUUAUUUUUGUUGUAAUCAUAAAGACUGGAGAACAAGUAACACUACAACAGAUAUAUAGAUCAAUCAGAGUUGCACGUACCAAAAUGAUCAUCCAUCCGAUGAUGAAAAAAUACAGUUAUAGAAGAUUCUGAAAACAAGGCCUUUACGUAAAGUUUAACACAUUAUUAUGAUCGCUAAAUACUUGAGAUCUUGUUGGAAUUUAUCUUUAAAUUUAUGCUUACACCUGGGUUGAAACUUUGAAGUCACAGAAAGGAUUUUAAUGACAAGAGUGAGGCAUGAUAAAACCUACAGUGUGCUCAUAUACUGUAAAGACGAAGAAUCAAGUCAGACAGAAAGCUAAGAGAAAUAUAGACAGAGACUACGACUGCACAAAUAAUGCAAACAGUGCACAUACACGACAAAGCUUCAGGUUUGCCUAAAUGAAAAUUGUUCAGUUCAGAUGAAUCUAUAAAUACGGCUUUAACAAAGUUAAAGGUUGCAGAUUUUAAAAAGCUCCUCAGAUGGUCGCAAACUCUGUUAGCCCCAGUGCCAAAGGUACAAUCAUGACUGGUUUCUAAUCUGGAGAGCCUACUUCAUUGUGAUCAUUAGGUAUUUUACCUCCAGUAGGAACCUGCCUGAGGAUCUGAGACUGGGAUCUGGUACAUAAAUAAUUAAAGAAAUGCAAUGUAGCUUUGUGCCAGACACCAGCCAUUUAAAGGCUUCAGGGGCGAUCAGUUGAACCUUACAAUCACAUCUAAAACUGUAACUAAUGUAAA